Salvia miltiorrhiza (redroot sage) is the source of this 2512-nucleotide messenger RNA. RefSeq names its product protein ROOT HAIR DEFECTIVE 3 homolog 2-like. The record is from RefSeq and is a predicted model, not a curated record. NCBI's taxonomy places the organism in Eukaryota, Viridiplantae, Streptophyta, Magnoliopsida, Lamiales, Lamiaceae. Gene Ontology annotation, cellular component: endoplasmic reticulum. Bases 10 to 2226 code for a protein of 738 amino acids. The transcript is spliced from 23 exons. Gene Ontology annotation, molecular function: GTPase activity; GTP binding. Gene Ontology annotation, biological process: endoplasmic reticulum membrane fusion.
ACGCCGACGAUGUUGAUUAACGGCGACGGAGAAUUCAAUGAAUCGGCGUUGGACUUUACCCAAGGCGGAGGUGCCUCUAUUGCGGUGGUUGCCAUCAUGGGGCCGCAGAGCAGUGGAAAAAGUACUUUACUGAAUCAUCUAUAUGAUACAAACUUUAAGGUGAUGAAUGCACAGACUGGAAGGUGCAAGACAACCAAGGGAAUAGAGAUAGCAAAAGCUCCGCAUAUGCAACCGCUAACGCUGGUGCUAGAUUUGGAGGGUACAGAUGGUCGAGACAAGGGAGAGGAUGAUAGAACAUUUGAGAAGCAAGGCGCCUUGUUCGCUCUAGAAGUUGCUGACACUGUCCUCAUAAACAUGUGGGGCAAAGAUAUUGGGCUGGAGCAAGCUGCAAAUAGGCCUCUUUUGAGAACCAUUUUUCAGGCUAUACGGCCCUUCUCAAGUGAAGAAACAAGUCCUCGAAAAACAACUCUCAUCUUUGUUGUACGCGACAAACCUAAAGAGACCCCGCGCGAACUAUUGGUGCAACAUUUGGAGGAUGAUCUUAAGAAGAUUUGGGAAGCAGCUCGAAAGCCCAAGGGCCACGAGCACACCCCUUUCGGAAAUAGAUUCAGUAUGGAGGUUGCCGUGUUGCCCAGCUAUGAGUACAGGAGAGCUGAGUUUGAUCAAGAGGUGAACAAACUCAAACAGCGAAUAGUUUCGUCCCAUCAGAGAGGGUAUAAUAAUUAUCGCCCUUCAUUAAGAACUUUUGUGAGUGGUGCCAAGACAACAUGGGAUAUGAUCAAAAAAAAUAAGGACCUCCAAGUUCCACCUGUUGGGGUUAUGUUUGCCACAAUGCGGUGUGAAGAAAUUGUUUAUCGACAGCUGAGGCUCUUACAAUCUCACCAGGCUUGGUUAGAAUUACAACAAAAUGCAAAAAACCAACUCGUGAAGGACUUCGGUAAAAGAACAAGCUUAAUCUUGGAUGCAUCUCUCUCCAAAUAUGAUGAGGAAUCUAUGAAUUUAGAAGAGAAUGUGACAAAAGAUAAACGCCAAUUCUUGAUGUCAGAAGCACUAAAGGUGGUCCAUCCUGCUUAUAUGCAUACGUUGGGUCAUAUACGUUCCGAGGCAAUGCAAAGCUUCAAGACUCAAAUAAAAAAAAGUGGAAUAGAUUUUUCUAAAUCUGCAGUUGGGAAAUGCCGUAAAUCUUGUGAGCUUCAGUUUACUCAGCAAUGUUCAGAAUAUGCUGCCAUAAAGCAGGCAAAUUGGAAGGAUGAUGUUUCAAGUGUGCAACAAGAACUUCUUCGUGGAAUUAAAGAAUAUGCACAAUAUCAGCAACGGGAGCAACUUUCAAUGGGUCUUACUGCAGAAAUGGACAAAUCAAAACUUAGGGAUCAUCCCAACAAGGUAUGGGGUUGUAUUAGAAAAGUGAUAAAGAGAGAGUGUGAAAGUGCUGAAUCCACCGCUGUUGAUAUAUUUGGAGCGGAUAAGGAAGAAGUUGGCCGAAUCGUAGCUGAUUUAAAGCAACACGGUGCAAACAGGGUGGAGGCCUAUUUCAAAGAUGAAUCUCGCUAUGUCGCCACGCUCAUUAGAGAAAGGUUCAUCAUCGAUUUAAUUGCCCCCGAGUCCCCGACUUCUGAGCAGAAGAAGAAGGCAUACCGUCAGUGUUUGGAUAUCUUGUCCACAAUGGCUGUAAUACGUCUAGAUGAGAAAUACGACGACGUUGAAAGACUGCUACAUUCUGGCCUCAUAGAUGGCGAUCAGAUUUCAACAUAUUCUCUUUCUUCAACCACAUGGGAAAAGGUCCCUUCAGAAAAGACUUUGAUCACUCCAACUAAAUGCAGAGAUAUCUGGGGAAAGUUUAAACUAGACAUGGAGCUUUUUCUCGCCAACGAUAAAUUGUAUCGAGAGGAGCAACGUGAGAAGGAGAAGGGCCUUUCGAAAAAAGAGAAGAAGAAAUUAGACGGGUGGUCGUCACUGCCUACUUGGAUAACUGUGGGAUUGUUGUCUCUCGGCACCGCUACACUUGUUGCUCUUGCUAUCAGUCACCCGCCGGCCACCGCACCCUUAAUUGCUUUAGCUGCCACAUUAGCAACGACAGCAGGGACUUUAAUUGUCUGUCAAGAGACAUAUAAACGAAUUGACACUAACGAGAAUGUUGAAAAGAGUGAGAUCUUGAAAGAUCCCAAGAUAAUGGAAGCUUUACAGAAUAAUCUGAAUGGGGUAUAUGCGUCCCUCUAUAAAAUGUAACAGAUUCAGCUGUUAAGAUCGCAACUUAAAUUUAGAAAUCGUGGAAAUGUUUGUUAGAGUUUUUGAGUAUUUUAUAUGGAGUCUGCUAUUUUUCCUAGUUGUUCAAAUAAGAAGUAUCGGGUACUCUUUUUCCUACCUGACCUCAGGAGGUUUUAACGAGGCCUGACCUGUAAUAACUCGUGGAUCUUUGUUGUCUUUUUGUUCUUUUGUGUGUAUAACUCUGUUAACGUUUUGAUGAGUGUGUCUUCUUUUGUCUACGACUUUAAUACGACGAAUGUCUUAUUUU